AUGCCUGCUCAUAUCACCGUCCAUUGGUGGGUCUGAACAAUCCAGUCUGCUCGCAAAACGCGGUCUUUACGCGACUGACAUGUGAUUGACGUCACGAACGCCUCCCUCCUCCCACACCCCCCCCCCCCCCCCCUCAUUUCGUUCCAUCUCGUCGGCGUCGGCUUUAGGCUCGAGAACUCGCGCGGGCAACGGAUUCUGUGGUUAUUGGAGGAGGUCAGUCGAGGCACAUCUCGUUUGAGGUUGCGAAUCUGAGUGAAAAUGAGUUGAACGGAGACCUGCCAUGUCCUCAGCUCGGCCUCGAGUACACGGUAAAGGAGUACAAGCGGGAUGCCAAGACGAUGCUUGCUGGUGCGGACCUUCGCAAGGUCCACCCUCUUGGAAAGGCAAGUCAUCUUUCUUAUACGUUGUGCCCAAACGGGAUCGCAUCGAACGAAUGCCUCAUUUCCUAACCUCCCACCCGCGCCACUUCCUCAUCAGUCGCCCGUCGUUGAAAUCCAAGAAGACGGUCACGAUACUUUGACCCUCGCCGAAUCAGGAGCGAUCGUCGAAUACCUCAUCGAAAGAUUCGGCAACGACAAGCUCGGUUAUGCACCUGGAUCAGACGCACAAAAGAGGAGCCAGUACUUGUAUUGGUUGCAUUGGGCCGAGGUGAGUGGGCUGAGUUCUUGGAGCUUAGGAUGGCGGGUGACCGAGACAGUGUAAAGCGAUGGGACAAGGGAAAGGAGUGUUGAAUUUCUCAUGCUUCAUGCAUAUGUCAUCUUUAGGGCUCAGCGAUGCUUCCCCUCAUGCUCGCAAUGUGAGUGCCGCCCGCGCCUCUGUCAGAGCAGUCUGUUCGCUUCCCGGUCUUCGACACUGAUCGUCCUCUCCUCAUGUUUCUCACAGCAUCUGCGCCCAAAUGCCCAAACAAGCACCCUGGAUUGCGAAACCGAUCGUCUCGAUCGUCGCGUCACAGUUGAUGGCGAUCAUGGUCAAGCCUCGCCUCAAGGAAAACUUUGGCUUUGUCGAAUCGCACCUCGCCGACAAGCAGUUCUUUGUCGGGGAUUCGUUGACCGGUUCGGACAGUACGUCACCUUUCUAGCAACCGUUGGGAGGCAUAUACGCUGAUCGGAAAAUCCCUUUCGAUUUUUUUAACUCGCAGUCAUGAUGAUCUUCCCCUGCGAAGGCCUCGCGGCCUCACCGUUGUGGGAUUCCCACCCCAACAUCAAGAAGUGGUUCGAAGCGAUGGAGGCCCGACCCGCUUACAAGAGGGCGUUAGAACGAGGUGCGGCUAAUAACCUUGCGGCUUUCACUAAGUAG
Messenger RNA from Microbotryum saponariae, 1296 nucleotides. Lineage: Eukaryota; Fungi; Basidiomycota; Microbotryomycetes; Microbotryales; Microbotryaceae. The record is from the annotation of a GenBank genome assembly.